Lathyrus sativus (Indian pea) is the source of this 441-nucleotide messenger RNA. Lineage: Eukaryota; Viridiplantae; Streptophyta; Magnoliopsida; Fabales; Fabaceae. The record is from the annotation of a GenBank genome assembly.
AUGUUGGGGAACAGUAUUGGUGACAUGGUCAAAUGUUGGGAGGCUAUGAAUGACAACUUAAUGUUACAAUUGAGUAAUAUUAGAGCUUCUUUUCAAAAGAGUUUUUAUGAAGUUGAGCACGCCCACGUAACUCCAUUUUACAAUAAUUUACGUGGUUCAGUGUCUCGAGAUGCAUUGAGACGUAUUGCUGAAGAGUUAAAACGAGUUGAUUAUGUUGGAACUAACAAGGAAAUAUGUCAUUGUACUCUUAGAACAACCUACGGAUUACCUUGUGCUUGUGAGUUGACAGGAUAUAGAAUUGAUGGUUUACCGAUGCCAAUAGAUGUUGUACAUGUUCAUUGGAGAAAACUAAGUAUGGAAGUUAAGUUGGACGAAGAUGUAGAUGAUGGAUCAGAAGUGGAUAUGAGUAGUGCAAUAGAUGAGUCAUUGGAAAAGGUUUAA